Molecule: messenger RNA, 369 nt
Organism: Aspergillus tanneri
Lineage: Eukaryota; Fungi; Ascomycota; Eurotiomycetes; Eurotiales; Aspergillaceae
Exons: 1
Coding region: 1-369 (122 amino acids)
Source: RefSeq, a predicted model, not a curated record
AUGUCUGACAUCUAUAUACCUCCGAGAAACAUAUCAUUUCGACUUUUGGGCCUUGGAAGCCAGUGUGUUCUGUUCUCACGUACGAGUCGAGAUCCUGGAUUUGGAUAUCAUACAAAAAAUGAUGUUUUGAGGAUCGUGGGUGGCAUCUCGUACCAGGACAGGGGAAACUCGCAGGGUACUACCGAUUUCAAAGUAAAAACACCGGAAAGAACAUUUACACGAAGGGCUGCACGGCAAGAACACGAUAACCUAGACCAGGUGUAUUAUGAUCAGUGGUUCAAGCCCGACUCAGUACAUCCGGAUGGCUGCUUCCGUCUCCGAAAUUACGACAAUGGCACCGUGCUGGUCUCUGGUACGGCUCCUCCCUAG